AAUUCUUCAAUGAAUAACAUCAUUAUGUCGGGUAAUGGAACCACUUAUGCCUUGAAAGCCUAAUUGGGUAGUGGCUCCUUUGGUACAGUCUACCAGGUCUUGGAUUUGAGCUCAAACAAGUAUUUCGCCUGCAAAAUUGUACCCAUAUUUGUUAAUGAAUAGAUUUCAAAAGCAAUGUUAAAUAAGUAUAAUGCAGAAUCAAUGGUCAGACAAGAGAUUAAAAUACAAUCAACAUUAAAUCACAAAAACAUCCUCAAAGUACAUCAUUCAUUCGAAAACAAUCAAAAUAUUUAUAUCAUUUCGGAAUUCUGUUCGAAAGGUUCGUUACAAAAUCCAAAGACUCCCUAUGAAGAGAAAGACGUCUUUAAUGUUUGUAUUUCCUUGUUAGGAGCCUUAGACUGUUUACAUCAGAAUAAAAUAAUCCAUCGAGAUUUGAAAGUAAAAUCUUCAAUUAUAUCUUCUAAAUUAGUUAGAGAAUGUGUUUCUCCACGAAGAUGGUACUUACAAAUUGGGUGACUUUGGUUGGGCCACUUACAUAAAUAAAGUCGAACCCAUUCUUUGUGGAACGACUGAAUAUAUGCCUCCAGAGGUUGUAUUAAAAUAAUAACAUGAUUAUAAAGUAGAUUGCUAUUCACUUGGAGCAUUAAUUUAUGUAAUUCUAUUUAUUUAUCGUAAUAGAUUUUACUUCAUACUCAUUUCCCAUUUCAAGCUAAUUCUCAAUCAGAGUUAAUAUGGAAGAUAACCAAUUAAGAAAUUGUUGUGGAUAGUCAUAUUAAUGAGGAUUUACAAAUUCUAAUUCAAGCGUUAUUAACCAAAGAUCCAAAUGAUAGACCUACUGUUUAAUAAUUAUAUUUAAGUAGAUGGAUUAAAAAAUAGAUGAAAUUAAAUAAUAUUUUCAAUAAGUAUGAAAAUGAGGAACUCAAAAAUAAAUUCAGGCACAAAAAUCUUCCAAUCAAAACAUUAGAAGUGAAGUAAAUAUUAAUUAUGAUUUUUCAUAGUGGAUCAGUCAAAACCAGCCUUUCGGAUAGUCAAAAAACAUCCUUAACUCAUAGCUCUAGUACUCAGUUCAGCUCUUCAAAUAAUCCUUUCUCACCUGCUACCAAUAAGGGCAAUAUCGAUUAGAUAUUCAACUUUAAGGAUUUUGACAAUAUCAACUCUGUACCAUAACCUAAACUUUACUGAUACUAUAAUUUAACUCA
Molecule: messenger RNA, 1199 nt
Organism: Paramecium octaurelia
Lineage: Eukaryota; Ciliophora; Oligohymenophorea; Peniculida; Parameciidae
Source: the annotation of a GenBank genome assembly